Messenger RNA from Auxenochlorella protothecoides, 348 nucleotides. RefSeq names its product 60S ribosomal protein L31. Gene Ontology annotation, biological process: cytoplasmic translation. The coding region runs from base 1 to 348 and encodes 115 amino acids. The transcript is spliced from 3 exons. NCBI's taxonomy places the organism in Eukaryota, Viridiplantae, Chlorophyta, Trebouxiophyceae, Chlorellales, Chlorellaceae. Gene Ontology annotation, cellular component: ribosome; cytosolic large ribosomal subunit. The record is from RefSeq and is a predicted model, not a curated record. Gene Ontology annotation, molecular function: structural constituent of ribosome.
AUGGCGAAGGACAAGAGCCGCAGCACGGAGCUUGUCUCCCGGGAGUACACCAUCAACCUGGGCAAGAAGCUGCACGACAUCUCCUUCAAGAAGAGGGCGCCGCGCGCACUCAAGGAGAUCAAGAAGUUCGCCUCCAAGCAGAUGAACACCUCUGAUGUGCGGAUUGACAUCAAGCUGAACAAGGCUGUGUGGAGCCAGGGCAUCAAGAACGUGCCACGGCGCCUGCGCAUCGUCGUGCAGCGAAAGCGCAACGAGGACGAUGAUGACAAGGAGCAGCUGUACUCUUUUGUCACCCUGGCCGACGACCAGAACACCAAGGGCAAGGGCACCGUCCUCCUGGAUGCCUGA